AUGUUUCUUUUCUUAUUACUCACAACAUCUCUUGGAUUCCGUUUCCAAAACAUUCGUUUUGGAAGAGAAACAGAUAAAAGUGAUGUUAUAGAACAUGUUUCAACACAACCAAUUGAUCACUUUGAUUUAACUAAUAAGAAGACAAUAAAUAUUCGAUAUUUUAUUAAUGACACUAUAUAUAGUAAAGAAGCACCGCUUUUGGUUGAUCUUGGAGGAGAAGGACCACAAAAAGCAGCUGCUGUUGGUGGAAGAUUUGUUAUUAAUAAGUAUGCAGAGAAAUAUAAUUCAUUAAUGCUUGCAAUUGAACAUAGGUUUUAUGGAAAGUCUGUUCCAGAAGGAGGGUUGUCACAAGAAAAUCUUGGAUACCUUAGUGCAGCUCAAGCUUUAGAAGAUUAUAUUAUGAUUAUUAAUCAAAUCAAAAAGGAAUAUCAAGUCACUGGUCCUGUUAUAGUCUUUGGUGGUUCAUAUAGUGGAAACCUUGCUGCUUGGAUUAGACAAAAAUAUCCAAAUGUAGUUUAUGCAGCUGUGGCUUCAUCUGCACCAGUUUAUGCUACAUCUACUUUUUAUGAAUUUUUAGAUGUUAUUUACAAUGAUAUGGGUGAAAAAUGUGGUAACGCUUGGAAAGAAGCUACUGAAAGUAUUGAAGAACUUUUCAAAACAGAUUCUGGUAAAGCCCAACUUAAGAGUGAUUUUAAUGCAUGUACCGAUAUUAAUGGAGAAGACGACCUUACUAUUCUUAUUCAACAAAUCCAAGCAACAAUGAUAAAUUAUCCACAAUAUAAUGGAAGUUAUUCAUUAACUAUUGAAGGUGUUUGUAGUAUAUUAACUACUGAAGGAAAAACAGCUUAUGAGAAUAUGGUUGAAUUAAUGAAUCAUGCAUUUAAUGAAUUUGGAUUUAAAUGUGCACCAUCAAGUUAUGCUGAUAUGCUUACAGAUAUGGCAAAUACUAAAACAGAUGAAGAAGGAAAUAGACUUGCAUCAACAAGAAGUUGGGCAUGGCAAAUUUGUAGUGAAUACAGUUAUUUCCAACCAGUUAAUGAAUCUCUUCCAUUUUCAAAGAGACUUAAUAAUGAAUUUUAUUAUCUUCUCUGUAAAGAUAUUUUCAAUGUAGACAAACAACGUUUAGAUAGAAGAGUUCAUCAUACCAAUUUAAUGUAUGGUGGUUAUCAACCAAAAGCUACUAAUGUAGCUUAUACUUCUGGUUCAACUGAUCCAUGGAGUCCAUUGGCUAAACACGAAACCCUUCCUUCAGAUAUUAAUUGUUAUGCUUCUCAUAUCAAAGGUACUGCUCAUUGUGCUGAUCUUUAUGCUGAGAAAGAUACUGAUCCAGAACAAUUAAAACAACAAAGAAUAGAAACUGCACAAUUCAUUGAUGAGUUAAUUUCAAGAUAUCAUAAUUAA
This is a messenger RNA of Entamoeba dispar SAW760, 1401 nucleotides long. RefSeq lists its product as uncharacterized. NCBI's taxonomy places the organism in Eukaryota, Evosea, Mastigamoebida, Endamoebidae. Gene Ontology annotation, biological process: proteolysis. The record is from RefSeq and is a predicted model, not a curated record. Gene Ontology annotation, molecular function: dipeptidyl-peptidase activity; serine-type exopeptidase activity. Bases 1 to 1401 code for a protein of 466 amino acids. The transcript has a single exon.